Messenger RNA from Doryrhamphus excisus (bluestripe pipefish), 2448 nucleotides. It is a transcript of the gene srsf7a, whose product is annotated as serine and arginine rich splicing factor 7a. NCBI's taxonomy places the organism in Eukaryota, Metazoa, Chordata, Actinopteri, Syngnathiformes, Syngnathidae. Gene Ontology annotation, molecular function: zinc ion binding; RNA binding. The record is from RefSeq and is a predicted model, not a curated record.
CGGAAGUGGCGUUUAAGUAAUAGUGCGCAGAUGCGGAAGUCACUUGGUCAAGCCCCUGACUUUUGUUCGUUGCACAGUGAACCGAGACCGCAGACAUGCGUAAUACAUGCUAAAGUGCUCCCGGUGUUUUUUUUUUUAUAAUUGAUUUGGUGUUUGGAAGUGACCUACCAGGGGUAAAAGCCAAGAACCCCCUCACCAGGCUAGUGUGUCUUUCGACGGUUGGAGGUGAAUCAGCUCGAGGCAACCGCGGAAGAAGAGGAAGAAGGAGAUGUCAUACUACUCAUCGUCCCGUAGUUCGUCCAGGGCCACCGACUGCAAAGUGUACGUGGGUGACCUGGGCAAUGGUGCCGCCAAGGGAGAGUUAGAACGGGCUUUCAGCUACUACGGCCCGCUGAGGACCGUCUGGGUGGCCAGGAACCCACCAGGGUUUGCUUUUGUGGAGUUUGAGGAUCCAAGAGAUGCAGAAGACGCUGUGAAAGGCAUGGAUGGAAAGCUCUUGUGUGGGUCACGUGUACGCGUUGAGAUGUCGACGGGCAUGUCCAGGAAGGGCCGCGGACGCCCGAGCCGGCGACAGUUUGACCCAAAUGACCGGUGUUACCAGUGUGGGGACCGCGGCCAUUAUGCCUACGACUGCUACCGCUUCAGCAAACGCGGGCGACGCAGCAGGUCCCGAUCCCGUUCUCGGUCACGAUCCAGGUCCAGAUCCCGUGGACGCCGCUAUCGCUCCCGUUCUCACUCUCGCAGCCGUAGCCGCAGCAGGAGCCGUCGCCGCUCUCCAUCAUACUCUAGACGCAGGAGCAGGUCUGGCUCUCAAGCCCGCUCAAAGUCCAGGACUCCAGUGAGAAGUCGCUCCAGGUCGCGCUCUCGGUCAAGAUCUGGGCCGAGAGGACGUUCAGCCUCCCGUUCCCGCUCUCGAUCCCAGUCAGCCAAUCACAAGAGGAACAGUGUGUGCUGGGAGCUGCGCACUGCGUUGACACUGCAGCUGAUCCCAGGCCAAGGGUCUGCCAGCUGGCGGUGUGUACGUCCUGCGGGAGGGUGACUAGGCGCUGAACUGAGAUCAGCCUUCGCCUGGUGUUAGACAGCGAGAACCUCCCCCCGCACAGUGAAUGGGUGACCGUCUGUCCAACCGACGCACACGCUCAGACGAGAUCAGCCCGUGCACACUUACAGUUGUUCUCCUAGAGUCACACAGGCCGCCAGCCAGCCGGCAGAUCUACCAGAGCGCCGACACGAACAAUUCAGAGUUCGACCAUUUAAAAUCCAUUACCUACCAGACCCCCUACCUACCUACCUACCUACCAGAGCUCUGCGGCCUCUGACUUAGCUUCUGAAAAUGAGAGCGAGCUGACCUGAGAUCAGUCUUCAAGAGCGUAGUCAUCCGUCCUUCAGUGCUUUCAUCCUUCGCUUCUCUGUACUUGUUGUUUCUGCCAGUGUCUCCAAAGGUAACAACCACCCCCCUCUCUAUAUACCCCCCCUACCAUGACAAGCUCAUGUUUUAUGGUCAAAGCAAAUGCACAGGCUUCAUGUACAGUGGGUGGUGAUGGCUAAAAAGUGAGAAUGAGCAUGCGAUGUGUGCGUGUUGUGAAUGAGUGUUGUCUCAGGAGGCCUCUGGAGCGCACAUUUCUGUCAUGCAUGCCUUCCAGUAUAUAAACAAGUUAUUUUAUGUAUACAUAUAAGUGCCGCAAGUAAGCCAGACUGGUUUUUGCGCCUCACUGCUUAGCAUCUGUUGAAGGAUGUAGCUGCAAUUUCGCCUCUCAGCUCAAAUUGUCAACUUUUAAGUAGUAAGGUGACAGACUGGUUUUCGUUUGCCCAAGGGGUUCUAUUACUUUCCUCUUUGGACCUGGGAUUAUUAACAUGUAAGCUAGUGCACCACAGCAAAAUAAGUAGCGGUGUGUGUGUGAGUGGGGGCGUGUCAUCAGUCUUCCAUUCUCCCUUACAGCACACUAACUUAUCCCUGUUUCUGUUUCAGUCGUUCCCGCUCAGCAAGUCCACCACGAAGUCCAUCGCCAGCUGCCAACUGAGUGACAAGACCCCCGUCCCACUUCCAACCCCCGUUUGCUUUUUUGUAGCCCCCCCACGUUCAUGUGUGGUUUUAUUUGUUGUUUUUUUGAUUGGCUGAAGGUUUUAGGGCAUCCUCCCCAUGUAGUUCGUAUGAGGUGCACCCUUAACAGUACUUCUGCAUGAUACUGAAUGUUGCGGUGGACUUUUAGAAGAGACAUUUAAACACUUUUUGCUCAUGAAGCAGAUGAUUCUGGCCCUGCUUUCCUUAAUGUACUUUUCUGUGCUGCACUGUGCCCCCCCCAAAAAAGUUCUGUGUGCUAAAGAGAUCCUUUUGACCCUCAGUUUAUUCCUGUGUAUCUUUGAUUUUGGAAGGGCUGCUUAUACAGUGGUUCCUGCUUGUACUGUCAAGACGGGCAGUUUUAUUUUUCAAUAAAGCUCUCCAACAUA